Messenger RNA from Carya illinoinensis, 1523 nucleotides. Its product is annotated as pentatricopeptide repeat-containing protein At4g21190. The transcript has 6 exons. NCBI's taxonomy places the organism in Eukaryota, Viridiplantae, Streptophyta, Magnoliopsida, Fagales, Juglandaceae. The record is from RefSeq and is a predicted model, not a curated record. Bases 306 to 1265 code for a protein of 319 amino acids. Gene Ontology annotation, molecular function: protein binding.
UCCCAUCCUCGGGGGACCUUAUACUCUGCUCACUCUCAGCCUCACAGGCUCAGAGCCCGUCGUCUCCUCUCUCUCUCUUCUCCCGCCGUGCGGCCGUCUCUCUACUGCCACUUGCCGUCGGUUCCUGGAAGAACACCCCCCGCGACCUGACUCACUCUCAGACCUGUCGCUUCUCUCUCUCUCUCUCUCUCUUCUCCUGCCUUGCGGCCGUCCCUCUACGCGUUCGCAGCUCCUAGAACUGCCCCUGCCCGUCGCUGUCAGUUCCUUCUCCUCCAGGCGUCCCCGGCGUCUCCACAAGCCCACGGAUGCUUACAUUGACGUAUUCUCUGCCAAUCGUUACUAAAAGAUUGGAAUCAAUUAAAUUUCCAAAGAGCACGAGCAGGGUCGUGGUAUGUUCUUCAAAAGGCCCAAGACCAAGAUAUCCUCGAGUGUGGAAAACAAGAAAGAGAAUUGGAACCAUUUCCAAGUCAUCAAAGCUCAUUGAUUGUAUUAUGAAAUUGUCAAAUGUGAAAGAGGAAGUUUAUGGAGCUCUUGAUUCAUUCAUUGCCUGGGAAUUAGAGUUCCCUUUAGUUACCGUGAAGAAGGCAUUGAAAACUCUUGAAAAUCAACGAGAAUGGAAGAGAAUAAUUCAGGUGACAAAGUGGAUGUUAAGUAAAGGUCAAGGAAGAACAAUGGGGAGCUAUUUCACAUUACUAAAUGCCUUAGCAGAGGAUGGGAGACUUGAUGAAGCUGAGGAGCUUUGGACAAAACUAUUUACGGAGAAUUUGGAAAGCAUGCCUCGUAUUUUCUUUGAUAAGAUGAUUUCUAUUUAUUAUAAAAGGGCCAUGCAUGAGAAGAUGUUUGAGAUAUUUGCUGACAUGGAAGAGCUUGGUGUCCGACCAAAUGUUUCAAUUGUUUCAAUGGUUGGAAAUGUCUUCAAAGAGCUGGGUAUGAUGGACAAAUAUAACAAAUUGAAGAAGAAAUAUCCACCUCCGAAAUGGGAAUAUCGGUACAUCAAAGGAAAGCGCAUCAAAAUAAAGGCAAAGCAUUUAGAAGAAUUUGAUGGUUCUAAUGAAGAUGCAAGCAGGCAUGAGAAAACUGACCAGACUUUGAAUGUUACACACGAGGAAGCUGAAACAAGUUCCGAAGAACUUGAUGUCAAAGCUAAUGAUUGUGGCAAAGAUGUACUUAAGAAUGAGGAAACUGACUGGACUUCAAACGAAUUUUACGAGGAAGCUGAAACAAGUUCUGAUGAGUUGAAAAUUGAAACUAAUGUUUCCUCUUGACAGUCGGAGGUUUAGUAUUGCAUUAUUAUUUAUAUGCUCGUUUCUCACAAGUUGAUAGGGAUUUCUGAUUUGCAAAGUUGAUAGGGAUUUCUUACUUGCAAAGUUGAUAGUUGUAUCUCUGAAAGGUGUAAGUAAAACCAAGAUAUAGUGUUGGCAUACAUUGAAAAAGAAAAAAGUGCUGGCGUACGGUACAUUGAAUAUAGGCUGCCUGGCCUUCCUGGGUGUGUUUGCAUUCAUGAAGCCAAUAGCAUUGUGCAA